This is a messenger RNA of Cuscuta epithymum, 3410 nucleotides long. The record is from the annotation of a GenBank genome assembly. NCBI's taxonomy places the organism in Eukaryota, Viridiplantae, Streptophyta, Magnoliopsida, Solanales, Convolvulaceae.
CUCAAAUAUCCACAUGAACCAACUAAGAGAUAAAGACUUGAGAAAGUCACUAUCAACAUUUUUUACAUGUCACUUCAAAAAUAUUUGAUAAUAGAGAUUUCUCUUAAACGAGACCGCAAAACCUGAGAUCGUCACAUUCUCUUCAUUCAAUAUCAGACCGAGUCAAUUUAAUCAGCCUUUCACAUUAUCAUUCCCACUCAUAUACGGGAAUUUUCCCAGUUAUUCAUCCCUUCACUUUUUUUAGAAAUUUUACCACAAAAAGCCAGUGGCAAACCCGUAAUACCCUCCCCAUCUCGAUGGCAAUCUCGUACACCGCCCGGGGACAAAAUCCAACCUGGCAAAUUCCCAUUUCCGCAAACGGUCAAGUUGAAAUCACGCUUAACGAAAGGUUAACGAAUCCGCCAUUUCUUAUGUUCUCCGUGGGCAAAUCCGUCAUUACGCCUCCGCUAUAAGUAUGCCGCCCUUCGCUUUCCAGCACUCUCCUACUGUACAAAACCCAAACAGCACCGACCCUCCCCUUCUCUCACUUAACUUUUCUCCCAGCAGCCGUCGCCGCGUCUCCGCCGCCGGAAGAACUCUCCGGUUCUUCGCGCAUCAACGUCCGGCGCCGUUUCCUCCCAGACGAGGAAGUAUUAAUUUAAUCAAUUUUGGCUUUUUUUGGAACAGAAAGGUGUGUAUUGCGCGUGUUCCACACACACACGUUAAUAUUGUGGUUAACUGGCAGCAAUUAUCGUCAUUGAAGUGUGACAGCGGUGUUUGGUCAAACCGUACGGUUGACCGUGUGUUGCUUUCAAUCGCCGAGCCCUCGGAAGGAGAGGGAGUUUAAAACGGGGUUUUAUGAAAGUAUGAAACGCCGUCGUGUGGAGAUGAUUUCACUGGUUUAACCUGAGUAGAUUUGCGAAAGACUGUGAAAAUGGGGCGGUUGGGGGUGGGGUUAGUCAUGGGAUGUGCGGUGGCGGCGUGUGUGGUGGCGACGGUGGUGGUGGGCAGGCGGGUAAGGAGGCGGAAGAAGUGGCAGAAGGUGGCGUCGGUUCUGGAGGAGCUGGAGGAGGCCUGCGCCACGCCUGUUGGGCGGCUGCAGAAAGUAGUCGAUGCUAUGGCGGUCGAGAUGCAUGCUGGGCUUGCAUCUGAAGGCGGGAGCAAGCUUAAGAUGUUGCUCACAUAUGUGGACAAUCUUCCCAAGGGUAGUGAGAAGGGAACAUAUUAUGCUCUGGACCUUCGAGAUACAAACUUUCGGGUUCUGCGGGUUCAGCUUAGUGGUCAAAGGUCUACUGCUCUCAGACCUGAUGUACUGCAACAUACCAUUCCUCAACGUUUACUGAGCGGCUCCAGUGAGGAACUCUUCGAUUUAACUGCAUCAUCAUUGAAGGAUUUCAUUGGAAGGGAAAAUGACAACUGUGAACACUUGCAAGAUGGGAGAAGCCUUGGCUUCACAUUUCCUUUUCCGGUCAAGCAAACUUCUCUCUCAUCUGGCAACUUGAUCAAGUGGACCCAAGGAUUUGAAAUUAAAGACAUGGUUGGAAGAAAUGUUUGUGAGUGCCUACAAGUUGCAAUUGCUAGAACAGGUCUAGAUGUUCGAGUAGCAGCAUUGGUUAAUGAUACUGUGGCAACACUGGCGCUUGGACAUUACAAUGAUAUAGACACAGUUGCAGCUGUUAUAUUUGGGAAAGGUACUAAUGCUUGCUAUGUGGAGCGAGCCGAAGCAAUCAUAAAAUGCCAAGGGCUUCUAACAACUUCAGGAAGCAUGGUAGUCGAUAUGGAAUGGGGAAACUUCUGGUCAUCUCAUUUACCACGAACCUCAUAUGACAGCGACUUGGAUGCUGAUAGCCCAAACCCUAAUGAUCAGGGGUUUGAGAAAAUGAUAUCAGGAAUGUAUUUGGGGGAGAUAGUAAGAAGAAUUCUUCUUAGAAUGUCUCAGGAGAGUGAUGUUUUAGGUCCCAUGUCUUCAAAAUUAGCAACCCCGUUUUUGUUGAGGACACCCCUAAUGGCAGCUAUGCAUGAGGAUGAUUCACUUGAAUUGAGUGAAGUAGCAAAAAUUCUAGGAGACAUCCUGGAGUUACCCGAUGUCCCUCUUAAACUUCGAAAGCUAGUGGUGGCAGUGUGUGAUGUGGUAACUCGCCGAGCUGCUAGGUUGGCUGCUGCUGGUAUUGUGGGGAUAUUGAAGAAGAUUGGGCGAGAUGGGACCGGUGGCAUAGCUAGUGGGAAAUUAAGAAGUGGAAGGUCAUGUAGGAUGAAAAGAACGGUCGUGGCCAUUGAAGGUGACAUGUAUACUAGCUACUCCUCAUUCAGAGAAUACUUGAAUGAAGCAGUGGUAGAGAUCCUAGGGGAAGAAGUGUCCUCACAUGUUACCAUUUCAGCUACCGUAGAUGGAUCGGGAUUAGGGGCAGCUCUUCUUGUGGCAUCUCAUUCAGCGCAUCCAAUGUGAAUAUGGUACAGGUGCUAUGAUACGUAAUUUAUACAAUAUUAUAUAUAUAUAUAGCUCUGUAAAUUGUAGAAGUGAUUUGUCCGUAAAAAAUUAUAUAUAUGUAAAAGGGUAAAAUAUUAUUUUGUAAAUACAACUAUAUAAGUGGUAUAAUAUAAGGUCUGAUUUAUAGUGUUAGGGCAUUUCCAUUCUAUUUCAAUGUGCUCCCAUUCAAUUGGAAUUUCAAUUUAUUGAUAUUUUUAUGAACUCAGUUUCUCUUCUAAUUAUAUCGAACCCAAAAGGGCAGUGUAAAAUGUAAAACAGAGGUGGCAGUUGAAUGAUGUCCAUUCGUUGUAUUUGUUUAAGUUAUUGUAUGCAAUUAUAUACUCGCCGUUUCCUUCAAUGGUUAUUGAUCUUUUGUUUAUUACUACGUAUGAGGUACGAAAUGCCUCUGGCGUAGGUGUCUGUAAUUUCUUUCCACAGCUUGCUGGUAGAAAGUAGACUGCCGCACAAGAAGACAACCCAACACCCUUUCUUUGGGCUCUUGUAGAAAAGACAUGUUGAUUUAUUAUUAUUAUUUACUUUGUUUGGCAUCAGUAGGAGGCACGGUUCCAGAACCGGACCAGAUUGUUACCCGAAUACCCGGCAGUCCGGCAAGAGACCAAGAAUGGAUCGGAGCUGGAACCAAGACCGACUUUCUUGGUUAAUGACUGGUUCCUCCGGUCCUCCCUAGUCUCUAAUCUGUACUCUGAACUGGUCCGGAAUUGGAACCGUCUCGGGUCCGCGCCAAAGCCUUAGGUCUCAAUGAAACAAGGUGGGAGUUGGUGUAAUUUUGCAUCGCAACCGUAAACUAUAUGACUCAAGCCUCCCUCGGUGUCAAGGUGGGGGGAAAGCAUCUUUUUGUACUCCUUCUGUCCCAUUGGAGUUUGCUAACUUCCUCUUUUUGGUUGUCCCAAAAAAUUUUGCCACUUUCCUAACUCCUAAUAAAGCAGCUAAUUUGUGGUUCUGC